AUGGCUGACAAUCGUAGCGUGGGAGUCUCCUGUCCCGGCGGCGACCGGAUCAGCGACCUCCCCGACAAUCUGCUCCAUCACAUCCUGGUGCUCAUACCCCUGGUCGAGGCCGUGCGCACCUGCGUGCUGUCCCGCCGCUGGGGCGGCGUCUGGACGCGCCUCCCGCGGCUCCUCUUCCAGGACGUCGACGCGGCGGCGGCGGCGGCGCCCCGCGUCCGGCGAUUCCCGGACCUCGUGGACGGCGUCCUGCGCGGCUACGCCGACGACGUCGACAUAGACGACCUGUUCAUCUCGGUCGACGUUGCGGCCGGCGUCGACGACCCCGUCCGCCUCGCCGCCGCUACGGCCGCCCUCGCCGCGCCGCGCGUCACCGCCAGGUUCGGCAUCUUCCUGUCCCCUGACGCGGUGAACCUUUACAUGGUGGGUGAGGCGACGCUCCAGCUGCCGUGCUUCCCGAGGGCGACGGAGUUCUCGGUCACCUUCAUGGGGGUUGACCUCAGGAUGCCCGAGACAGGUACGUUCGCCAGGCUGACCAAGCUGUACCUCGCCGGAGUCCGGUUCACCGACGACGGCGAGGGGAUCAGCGACGCCGUGUCGUCUCGCUGCCCUCGCAUCAGGGUCCUGGAGCUGCUCAUGGUCGACGGCCUGAGGGUGCUCACCGUCGCCUCGCAGUCGCUCCUGAGCUUGCGUCUCUCCGCAAUCAUGGAGCUGGAGCGGCUCGGGGUGGUGGCCGGAAACCUCCGCGAGAUGGUGGUGGACACGUGCUUUGUGCUGAACAACGCCGGCGCGCUGAUGCUGCUCUCUGUGCCGGCGUUGGAGAAGCUCCACUGGGAAGACUGCUGCCCCGGCCAGCUUCUCCCAUGGAAAUUGCCAGGGUGCCUCCGGAGGCUCGUCGUCACCUGGCUCAAGCUUGAGUGUCUGGUGGAUGCCGCUGGAGGCUCGUCAAAUUUCAUGAGGAUCCUGCAGCUUUUCCCACGUGUCCACACUCUACGGCUCGAAGUUCCUAUUGCUCCAGUACGUAUCUAUCAUGCACACAUCUGCUGA
Setaria italica (foxtail millet) is the source of this 1044-nucleotide messenger RNA. Its product is annotated as putative F-box/FBD/LRR-repeat protein At4g03220. NCBI's taxonomy places the organism in Eukaryota, Viridiplantae, Streptophyta, Magnoliopsida, Poales, Poaceae. Gene Ontology annotation, molecular function: protein binding. The transcript has a single exon. The coding region runs from base 1 to 1044 and encodes 347 amino acids. The record is from RefSeq and is a predicted model, not a curated record.